ACGUUCGCGAAAACACGGAAGUGUCAAAAAGUGUCGGCUGCUGGUAAAAGAAAACCAGCACAGUGAAAAGAGCCGUCACAUUAUUACAGUGACAUGGAGAUGUAGUUCCUAAUGGUGUGCUUUGGACUGGUGUAAAAUCGCUCCAGACUAUCACAUUAUUAGUGUCACAUCGUGGGGCGGGGAUUCAUCUUUUCCAGCCACGCAGUCUGAGGUGUUUGCUUCCCUUUCCAGCCAUGGAGAGAUUAGAGGCUACAUCAGAGCUCCAGUCUCGGCUGUCAUCUCUGUCCUUCUCCUCUUUUCCCGGAAUAACAUCCAAACAGUGCGACAACCGUCCUCUGGAUAUGCUUCCAAAUACAGACCUUUCACAGAGCUGUGUCCAAUCCAAAAACCAAGCUGAAAUGGAUGAACCCAAGGAGGACUCGGGACCAUAUACAGAGGGUAAUGAAGAGGUCCCUGCUGAGCCAGCCCUGGGGGAAGGAGGCGAGGAGAACAACAGCUCUGGGAGCUGUCAGCUCUCUGCUGAGAUGAAAGCCCAGAUGCCGCAGCUGAAACCCCCUUCAACAUGGACAUCUGCUGCUCUGAAGGAGCUGAAGGCAAAGCUUCGCACAGAGGAGGACAGCGUGGUGACAGUUUACCGAGGCGACAUCAUGACGGUUCACGUGCCCACCGUGCCCGAGGCCAAAAAAGUAUGCUGGGAGUUUGCUACAGACGGUUAUGAUAUUGGCUUUGGCAUAUAUUUCGACUGGACUCCUGUCACAAACCGGUCUAUCACUGUGCACAUCAGUGAGUCGAGUGAUGAUGAAGAAGAGGAGGAGGAGCUGGAAGGACCUGUCAGCAAUGGAGACAUCGAGAAGGGCUCCAAAAGUCAGUCCAACUCAAACUUGGGUGAAAUCUUACCAGUGUACCGCCAGGACAGUCACCUGUCAGUCCAUGGGGGGAGCCACGAGUUUCAAGGUGAAGGCACAUACCUUCUGAAGUUUGAUAACUCGUACUCACUAUGGCGAAACAAAACACUUUACUACAGAGUUUAUUACAGUGCCUGAGAUGCCAAAUUAUACUUAAUGAAUGUAUACUUAAUUUACAGAAUACUACUCUUUAGAACGAUGAACUAUUUUUGAUUCCAUGCUUCGGAGAAGAUGAAGUUAUAAUAUAAAAGGUUAAAUAUAGGCAUAUCUAUUUUUUAUCGCUAUCAGCUUGUGUUAAUAUCCAUAUAUGGUCAUAUAAUUCAGAGGAGGCGAGCGUCGUGCUGAAAGCUCUUUGAAGAAGCCUUGCAUAUGUGCCAUAUCCCCCAUGUAUGCACUGUGCUGUUUGGUCAUAAAACCUAUAUAUUGUCUUCAGGCCUAGCAUUUCUAUGGUAGCAGUGAUCAGGGAACGCCUGCACAGGAUAUUUUCACCCCGCCAGGUGCUUUAAUCAGCAGUGCUCUGCAGAAAUGAAGAUUUUCUUGUUUUGUGUGUGUUGCGUUGCGUGCACCAUCUAUAAUUCUGUUGCUUUGUUGUUGUCACCUGUAUUUAUCCCUCUGCUUUGCAGCGUAACUUAUUUUUUAUCUGUGUUAAAUUAAACCAUGUGAUGAUGAAGAAUAUAAUUCUGUGCACAGAUCUGUCUUCUGUCUCCGUGCUGUUUGCUAAAUGAUAUAAGUUGAAUGUACUGAUAACAGUUCUCCAAAGUGUGCUUUUUUAUGACACAAAUAAAAGUCAUCCCUUAUCACUCAAGGCUCUUAUUAUGUAAUAAAGAUUCAAUAUUUACAUUUUGUCAUUCCCACUUUUAUUUGCAGUGUCACAGGUUGGGAGUGGUUGCAAUAUUUCAUCUAAAUGUAUUUUGUGCUCAUGUCUGCAGACCUUGAAGUCGAUGUUUUGUUUUUGUUGGUUUUUUUUAAGUUUUCUUGAUGCAUUAGGCAUAUGAGUGUUAAAUAGCCUUGUUACAUCCUGUUUGUAAAAUUGUUUCCUGUACAACAUUCACUUGUGCGCAUGUUCCCAAAUAUGUCACACAUUUGGCUGCUCAGUCCAUAUACAAUGUAACCAACUGUUUUUGAGUUUCCCAUGUUUGCUGUACCGUACCCUCACUGUAAGUUAUGAGAUUUGUUCCUCAAAUUUAUAUCAAACAAUAAAGAGAAUAUUGUCUA
Molecule: messenger RNA, 2120 nt
Organism: Cheilinus undulatus (humphead wrasse)
Lineage: Eukaryota; Metazoa; Chordata; Actinopteri; Labriformes; Labridae
Gene: tmed8
Product: transmembrane p24 trafficking protein 8
Exons: 6
Coding region: 234-1043 (269 amino acids)
Cellular component (GO): Golgi membrane
Source: RefSeq, a predicted model, not a curated record